Messenger RNA from Hyaloscypha bicolor E, 1246 nucleotides. RefSeq lists its product as uncharacterized. The transcript is spliced from 2 exons. The coding region runs from base 30 to 1151 and encodes 373 amino acids. Lineage: Eukaryota; Fungi; Ascomycota; Leotiomycetes; Helotiales; Hyaloscyphaceae. Gene Ontology annotation, cellular component: mitotic spindle pole body; DASH complex; mitotic spindle. The record is from RefSeq and is a predicted model, not a curated record. Gene Ontology annotation, biological process: attachment of spindle microtubules to kinetochore.
CACGAAUCUUGAGCAUCAACCUGCGCAACAUGUCUCAGUCAAGCACAUCAGCAGCGCGACCCUUGUCUCUCACCGAAGAGCUUGAGAAAUUGGAGCAAAGCAUCACAUUAACACUCCAAGAGAUUGACCACAAUUUCAGCCGAGCACACCGAAUUGUCACCUCCAGUAUCUUGCCAAUUGUUGAGCAGUAUGCAGAGCAUUCGAAUGCGGUUUGGGAAGGGUCAAAGUUUUGGAAACAAUUCUUUGAAGCAAGUGCCAAUGUUUCUCUGUCUGGUGUCGAAGAACGAGAUGAGGACGAUGAUCUCUCUUACACCCAGUCCCACGAGAAUGCAAGCACGUACGCAACUUCAACUUCACAGCGUAGAGAUGAUACACUUCAUCCUGAUGGCGAAGAGCACGAAACCUACGACCAGGCAGAUGAUUCUCUUCUCGAUAAUGUUGACAUUAGUGGCAGCACACCUCGGGCUCCACGGCCAAGGAGUGCCACAGAGGAGAAGCCCAAGUUUGCCGAUUAUCCGUCACCUUACGAAGAAUUGAAGCAAGAACUCAAGGGUGGAGCGAAGGAGCAGGAUGACGGUAAUACACAGAUUGCUCCAGCAACACCAGGCGCUCAAUCUCGGAUUCCGGAUAUGUCUAUGACACCAACUUCAUCGCCGUUCGAUCCGACUUCUUACUUUCAAUCUACUGUGCAGCGAAAGCCUGGGCAAGAUCCUCUGCUACACCGAAUUCUGGAUAAGAACUAUCGCGUGCAAGCUACACCCCAUACCACUCGCAAGGAGCACAGAACCCCGGCGAGCAAACCCUCCUGGCGAGACACGACGUCUCCUAUGUCUUCCCCACCAGCUGCGGCACCACAGUUGCACGCUGAGAUCUUCAGUUCGCCAAUCAGACAGCAAUACAGCAAACCGACCGCACCAAGAACUCCGGGAGUGAGCGUUCUGCCCUCGAGGAGCAAGGCAAAGGAGGCGGCAGCUAAGCCUCCAAAGAAGGACGAAAUCAGUUGGGAAAGCGACAGCGAUGAAGAUGCCGAGGGUGUCUACAGAGAAUUGGGGAUGAGCCCACCCAAGACCAUUCAAUUUUCACUGCUUCAGUCAAGGCUGCUACAAACUCCAGGCAAGUACUCUGGACCUUGGGAUUUCUUUCAUGGCUGACACGAGACAGCACGCGAAGCUAGUAAGCGGAUCGUUGAGGACUUGCUUACAACCGCAGGAGCAGGACUGGAUGAUACAGAUGGCCUUGAUGACAG